CUUCCCUGAGGAAUGAGAUGAAGAUUCUUCAUGUAGAGGAACAUGGAGUGUCUUUAGAGGAAGUGCAUGAGGUCACCAGAUUCCAUGCUAAGAUUCUCCAUCCCAAGUUCUCAGCUAUCUCUGUUAUACUGAGAUAUAUAUUUUCUUGGAAAGUAGAUGUCCACUGUGAGCUGAUGCUCUAUCUGACAGUGAAAAGGGAAACAUUAAUUUCUCGCCUAUACCUGUUCCCCAGUAACCGCGGCCAAAUACAGGCUGUGAAACAACAGGAAAUGUCUGAAGGGUCUAAAAGGAUUCUCAUCACAAAUCCAGAGCAGUCCUUCAAACUGAAUAGUUCCUUCAGACUGAACAUUCCCUGUUCUACCUCCAUCAAUCCACAGAAGAUUCAGCUCAUACAUAGAGACAACACACCAAGCUUUUUCAGGGCGGUUAUGAAAAUUACAGGGAUUGAGAUGGAGUUAAUCGGUGAUGAUGAGAGGAUAGUAUGGAAAGAAAAUGUACCAAAAGAUGAAUACAUCACUGAAACCCAUUCAACUAGUGCUGUGUCGGGGGCAGGGCGUCCGGCUGAGAGCAGUCUGACUGGUUCUGCAGAGCAGCAGCUGCAUUCUGUACGGACAAAGUUUGUGAAACGAGUGUCAAGAGCUGUCCUGAAUGAACUGCUGGACGGACUCCUGCAACACACAGUCAUCAACCAGGAGGAAAUGGAGUCCGUGAAGGUGAUAGCUGAGAGGACAGAGAAGGCACGUGACAUCAUCGACAUGGUGUUGAGAAAAGGAACUGAGUCAUGUUCCAGGAUGAUCAACCUUCUUGGGGAGCUGGACCCCUGUCUUUACACAGAGCUUCAGAUCAACAGUGUUGGAGUACCAACCUAAUGGUAGAAUGGAUAGUAACAGUGUUGGGGUACCAACCUAAUGGUAGAAUGGAUAGUAACAGUGUUGGGGUACCAACCUAAUGCUAGAAUGGACAGUAACGGAGUCAACAAACUCUGUCACACACUCUGUUACUGUGACGACCCUCCCACUUUGCAGAAUUCUUUCUCUUUGCUCUUGUUUUCCUUAAUAGGAUGAUGGUGGGCGGAGCUGGGAGGGUCGUCAGCAAAAUGGGACAUCUGGUGUCAUGACGUUGCCCUCUUUGGGUACAGCGAGCACAGUUGACCCCCCCUCCCUCUGCACCAGCCUUUUCUAUGUACCAUCCCCCAACCUCUAUACUCCUGACCCAGGCUGCUGUGGUCAGAAGAGGUCGUAAAUUCCCAUGAGGAGAAUCUCUCCUCAUGGCCACAGUAUAGAGACAGAGUGGGUUUCAUAGAGAAC
Messenger RNA from Salmo salar (Atlantic salmon), 1307 nucleotides. NCBI's taxonomy places the organism in Eukaryota, Metazoa, Chordata, Actinopteri, Salmoniformes, Salmonidae. The record is from RefSeq and is a predicted model, not a curated record.